AUUGAUGACCUGCCAAGCACAUGGAAAGAUUCUUUCGUUCUGUCCUUUCAGCUUCGCUACCAGUACAUUCGGGUCGACUUCCUGUGCAUAAUCCAAGAUGAUCCUGAUGAUUGGACAAGGGAGGCUUCAAGCAUGUGCGAUGUGUACAGGAAAGGUGAUUUGACACUGGCGAUUCCCAUAUGUGACCGUGCUUCUCAGAGCUUCAUGCACUAA
Messenger RNA from Cryphonectria parasitica EP155, 213 nucleotides. RefSeq lists its product as uncharacterized. The transcript has a single exon. NCBI's taxonomy places the organism in Eukaryota, Fungi, Ascomycota, Sordariomycetes, Diaporthales, Cryphonectriaceae. The annotation marks the transcript as partial. The record is from RefSeq and is a predicted model, not a curated record.